Molecule: messenger RNA, 1959 nt
Organism: Salvia splendens (bonfire salvia)
Lineage: Eukaryota; Viridiplantae; Streptophyta; Magnoliopsida; Lamiales; Lamiaceae
Product: G-type lectin S-receptor-like serine/threonine-protein kinase SD1-13
Exons: 7
Coding region: 225-1775 (516 amino acids)
Biological process (GO): protein phosphorylation
Cellular component (GO): plasma membrane
Molecular function (GO): ATP binding; protein serine/threonine kinase activity
Source: RefSeq, a predicted model, not a curated record
CAUACUUGGACGGCUUCACUCAAGUGAAGAACGACAGCGCAGGGAAUUUCUUCUACUCUAAGCCGCAGGAGAAUGUGUACAUAACGGCCAGCGUGAAUUCUACGGGAAGCGUGAUUCGGAAGGUUUGGAAUGGUGUGGCCAAGAGAUGGGAGGUGGGAUGGACUGCUCCGGAAAAUGAAUGUGAUGUUUAUGGUAAGUGUGGGGCGUUUGGUAGCUGUAAUGACAUGAAAUCUCCUAUUUGUAACUGUUUGAGAGGUUUUGAGCCUGUAAAUGAGGAUGAAUGGAGGAGAGGGAAUUGGACUAAUGGAUGCAGGAGGAGGAACCGGUUGCAAUGUGGAGACGAUGGAUUUGAGAGGUUGCGGUAUAUGAAGGUUCUGGACUUUGCUCAACCCUUGCCUUCGAGGGUUCAAGACGAAUGUCGAACUAGAUGUGCGGGGAACUGCUCCUGCAUAGCUUAUGCUUAUGAUAGUUACAUUGGUUGUAUGUUUUGGAGCAAUACAUUGAUUGACACUCAGGAGUUUGGUAGUGUUGGUGUUGAUCUCUACGUUCGUCUCUCUGCUUCCGAAUUUGGUAGCCACAAGGAAAGAAAGCUUUUCAUCAUAAUUCCGGUAGCUGUGAGUUUUGUUUGCAUAUCUAUCAUGAUCUUCAUUGCUUGGUGGCUGAUGGUAAAGAGGAAAGGAGAUAAAGUGAAAGAUACGAGUAUUGUGGAAGCAGGCCAGAUGGUUACUACGGAUUCAACUGCAAUCGUACUUAGAAAUGAGUCAAAGGAGGUUUAUAUCGGAGAUUUGCCAAAGUUCACUUUCGAGAUGCUUGCUAAAGCAACAAACCGGUUCCACGAAGAUAAUCUUCUUGGAAGGGGUGGUUUUGGUCCUGUUUACAAGGGAAUUCUGGCAAACGGGAAAGAAAUCGCUGUAAAGAGACUAUCAGCAGACUCCGGACAAGGAAUGCAAGAAUUCAUGAAUGAAGUGAUUGUGAUUUCCAAACUCCAACACAGGAAUCUUGUCAAACUGUUAGGAGGCUGUGUUGAGAAAGAAGAGAAGAUUCUCAUAUACGAAUACAUGCCAAACAAAAGCUUAGAUAUUUGUCUCUUUGGUCCUACAAAUCCAACAAAGAAGUUGUUAGAUUGGAAUGUGCGUUACAGCAUUAUCGAGGGCAUCGGACGAGGCAUCUUGUACCUUCACAGAGACUCAAGACUAAGGAUCAUUCACAGAGACCUAAAGCCAAGUAACGUUCUCCUAGACCAAGACUGGAAUCCAAAAAUCUCGGAUUUUGGGAUGGCAAGAAUAUUCGAAGGCAAUGAAGACCAUGGAAGUACUGCAAGAGUCGUGGGAACAUACGGAUACAUGGCGCCAGAAUACGGAAUGGGAGGCAGAUUUUCUGAAAAAUCUGAUGUAUACAGCAUCGGAGUGUUGAUAUUGGAGAUUAUAAAAGGGAAAAAGAACACAAACUAUUUCAAUGAUGAAUUUUCCUGGAGUCUCAUAGGAUGUGCAUGGAAAAUGUGGAAUGAGGGUAACGGUUUGAGCUUCGUGGAGGAAAGCAUCGCAAGUAGGGAGAGAAAGGAAGAAAUGGUUCGAUGCAUUCAAAUAGGGCUGCUGUGUGUCCAAGAAUCACCGAACAACAGACCUGCGAUUCAAACCGUUCUUUCGAUGCUGAGUGGUGAAAUUGUGGAGCUGCCACUACCCAUGCAGCCAGUGUUCGCGGAGCAGAAUGUGUCAACGAACCAUAAUGGCUACUCCAAUAACGAGCUCACUCUCACCGUGCUUGAUGGUCGAUAACCCUAUUGAAACUGAUCGUCUCAGCUCGUCUUAGCUCAUGAGCUCUCUCCAUCGUAUUCGUUAGAAUUGGUAGUUUGUUAUGAUCAGGUUUCAUGUGUGUAUAAAAGGAUAGUAGAUCUCUUGUUUCAUUUCAAUACAUUCAAUAAGAAUAAUAUUCUCAAUUCUGUCGUCUCUCAUUUAAAAA